AUGGAUAUCGACGACGGAUCCAGUAUGCCCGAGUUCAUCGAAACGCUCCAACGACAGAAAGAAAACCUUCGCCGAGCCCAAGCAAAAAGAGGGCAAAAGCCAGAGUUCAUGGCUCCCCGGGCACUCAUCGUUGCCAAGCUCCGGCUCCAGAGUAUGGCGCAGCGACAAAAGCCUUCCAAUGGCCAAUGUUAUUUCAAUACGUCUUUCCUUCCUGCCGCCUACCCGCCCAGCACCGGAUCUCUCGACGAACUCAAGAAAAUGAUAAUCAAGGAUCUUCAUAUGGAGCUGCACCAUGAGGGUGCCUUCUUGGUCGUGAAAUCCAUUACUCCGCCAACCAGGCUGACAGGUAUCUUGACCGCCGUUGAAGACGAAAAUCAAGACGCUGUCACGCUCCAGCUGUACAAUCAAGAGAAGGAAACAGAACGUCCAGUAGAUGAUAUCAUAGGGGAAGGGACGGUCGUUAUGCUCAAGAACCCUUAUCUCAAGACAACAUCGGAUGGUAGCUAUGGGCUCCGUGUAGACCACCUCUCUGACAUCGUACGUCUCGAAAGACAUGACGAGCGCGUCCCAUCAAAAUGGAGAAUCAGCCUCUACGAUGACAGCAAGAACGCAUUGUUUUGGAAAAACCUGGGAAACCAAUUCUUCGGCAACGCCCAAUACAGAGCGGCUAUUGAGAGGUAUACCGAGGCGCUCAAGCACGGUCCAACCGAGGACGAAGAGCGCGUCAUCAAGCUUAAUCGCUCCAUGGCCUUUCUAAAGACUCAGCAAUUUGAAGCUGCGCUUUCUGAUAUUGAGUCCGCACCCGACGGACCCAACUUGGUUGAGAAAGCUCUCGAUCGCAAGGCCCAGGCCCUAUAUGGCCUCGGAAAGUAUCGAGAAUGCUCUCAUGUUCUCAAAGAGAUGAGCCAAAACUUUGCAGGAAACACCUCUUUGCACCAGCGUCUCGCCCGUACCAUAGAGCGCGUCAAGGAGCAAGAGCGCGGCCUGUAUGACUUUGCGAGGAUGCAGCGCGAGGCCUCAAGUCAACGGCCACCACAUCUAGAUUUCGCUACCUAUAUUGGUCCGGUGGAAAUAGGUCUGUCAGGCUCAAAAGGGCGCGGCCUCUUCACAACGAGAGCCGUCAAGGCGGGCGACUUGUUGUUGUGCGAGAAGGCAUUUGCUCAUGCUUUUGUUGAUACCGAAGGUAUCCACAGCCAAGAUCUUACGGUUCUCAUCGACGCUGAGAGAGAUAGGAUCACAGUCGGGGGACAGGCUGAGCUCAUUCGGCUCGUGGCUCAGAAACUGUACCACAAUCCAUCGAUGGCUGCCGCCGUCACUGGGCUACACCAUGGCUCGUACCAGCCUGUCGAUGUAACUGAAGUCGAUGGAAUCCCAAUCGUUGACACGUUUCUCAUCUCCCGUAUCAUUUCACUCAAUUGUUUUGGCUGCCCUCUUACCUCUCUUGAUUCGAAAACAAGAGGUGGCAAUCAGGGAGGAAUUGAUGAAAAGAUCCACCACUCAUGUGGACUUUGGCCAGUGGCUUCGUACAUCAACCACUCCUGCGACAGAAACGUCACUCGCGCCUUUAUCGGUGAUUUCAUGAUCGUUCGCGCAACUCGGGACCUCGAUAGCGGCACCGAGCUCAAAUGGUGGUACUACGAACCAGGGCAGGACGAUAAGAAGGGCGCUCACAACCACUGGGGUUUUCAGUGUGACUGUGCCAUUUGCACAGAUGACCAAGCCACUUCACCUCAGAUGCUAGCUGAGAGAAAACGACUUCAAGGUGCUUUGAAAGCACAGGGAAACUCAGUGAGGGCCGGAAAGAUUGAAUCCAUGCUGGCAAAAAUGAAGCUCACAUACCGCAAGCCAGCCUCAGAGGUACCGCGGUUGGACAUGUAUAACCUCCAAGUUCGUCUUGCGAUCAGAUAUCUGGACGCUAACCAACCCACCAGGGCGGUUGAGCGGGGCUUGGAAGCCCUUGGCUCUCUCGGCUUUGUCAUUGAGGGAGCAACAAUGCCCAAGUGUGGUACUUCAAACGGAACAAUCUUAAUCAAGCAAUGGGGGGUAGAUUGUGACAUUUUCAAAUGCUGGCGGGUUCUCUCAAACGCAUAUAGUAUGCUUGGAGCUUUGGACCUUGCGUCCCAAGCAGAGAACUUUGGCAGGAUCUCUUACAAAGCCUGUAUCGGAGAAGAUGCCUCUUUCAACCGUUAA
Clonostachys rhizophaga is the source of this 2190-nucleotide messenger RNA. The record is from the annotation of a GenBank genome assembly. NCBI's taxonomy places the organism in Eukaryota, Fungi, Ascomycota, Sordariomycetes, Hypocreales, Bionectriaceae.